AUGACUCAAGGGGUAUUCACUCUUUUGUAUAACGAAGAAUAUUUGGCAGGGGCACUUGUUCUAGCCAUUGCGCUCCGUAAGAUCCUCGAACGCCAGCCCGAAGUUAAUAUUUCAUUGGGGGUUAUUAUUGAUAAAGGACGGUUGAACGACUCUCAGGUAUCGCUUUUGCAGAAUUUGUACGAUGAUAUAAUUGAAGUGGAGCAAUUAGAGUCCGAUAUGGACCACAGGUUGACCUACGACUUAGGGAGACCUGAAUUGAAACAGACAUUUACCAAGAUCCAGCUUUGGUCGUUGACAAAAUACGACAAGAUAUUGUACUUGGAUGCGGACACUUUGCCUAAUGUCCCCAAGGACGAAUCGCAAGGGUCAAUUCUCGAUUUGUUGAAGUUAGACUUCGCCGCUAAAAAGGUCCUUGCAGCUCCUGAUAGUGGGUUCCCCGAUAUCUUCAAUUCAGGGGUCAUGUUGUUGAAGCCGAACAUGUCCGACUACACUAAUCUAUUGAAUUUAAUAGAGGAGUCGAGAGAUAAUCGCAAGCUUUCGUUCGAUGGGGCAGACCAGGGCCUCCUAAACCAGUAUUUUAAUCUGCAACCAGAUUGGGUUCGAGAUUUAGUAUCUUCUAACCAAACUGAGGUUGCGGCCGCCCAUGGUGCCAAAUCUUCGAAUUGGAUUCCAUUGCCAUUUUUAUACAACGUCACUCCUUCCACUGAAUACGAGUAUUUGCCCGCAUAUAAGCAUUUUGCCAGUACUGGGUGGCUAAGCACUGUAUACGGCAGUCUGGGUAGAGGGUAUUCGAAUUUAUUGCCUCAUUUCAAUGGAGAAAAGUCCCAGAUAAAACUUGUUCAUUUUAUUGGACCUGUGAAGCCAUGGAAAGCAGAACUUUCCAUUGGUAUUUAUGGCCAAUGGUGGGACACAUGGUAUGGGUAUUUUGGUAAUGUCACAGUUGAGGAAGUUGUUUAUCAUGGUGGAGGCGAUUUAGUCGUUGAAUCUAGUUCGUUCGAAGAUCGAAAGGAGACUCAAAUCCAGUCGGUAGAAACUCCACCGAUGAAAACACAACAGAGUGAUCAAUUCGAUCCGUCGUACCUUUGCGAUCCAACAAACUACCAACACAUUCCCAGCACCAUUGUCCCUAGUGUUGACGCUUCAUGGGAUCCUGCAAACGAACCACCUCCUGCGGCCAAGCCUGUUAAGCAUGAAACUGUUGAGCUCGAGAGAGGAAUGAAAUCGUUCACAAAUGCAUGGGACUCUAGCGAUGAAAAGUCAGCCCAUGAAGAUUCGCAUGCACCAGCAUAUGAAGGAGUGCAACUUUCUACGGAAACUCAACGUCCUUCCGUUGAACAUUAUACUAGAGAUGAACACCCUACAGUAGAACAGUCUACAGACAACUGUUACACAGACAACGACUCCACAGUACACCCGUUUGGCUACCAUGCUUCUCAGAGACCAGAAAGAGUGUUUGCUGACGACAACGUUGUUCUUCCCCAUCCAUAUAUGCCUCGAUCCACCUCCGAUAACGCAGAACCGGCUCCUAGCUCAACACCACCCAUAUCCGGUCAAUUGGAGCACGAAGAAAUCUACAACACGCUAGCUAACCUCCAAAUAGACCAAGCCAACACAGACAGCUUGGAUCAACACCCAGACCAAGACUCACCUCAAGACUCACCUCAAGACUCACCUCAAGAUGAUACCCCCGUUGCGAAAUUGUUUCCCUGGGAGUUCAACAAGGAACAACACGUUCCAGAAAGAACGUUCGAUUAG
Molecule: messenger RNA, 1755 nt
Organism: Debaryomyces tyrocola
Lineage: Eukaryota; Fungi; Ascomycota; Pichiomycetes; Serinales; Debaryomycetaceae
Source: the annotation of a GenBank genome assembly